Molecule: messenger RNA, 1262 nt
Organism: Branchiostoma floridae (Florida lancelet)
Lineage: Eukaryota; Metazoa; Chordata; Leptocardii; Amphioxiformes; Branchiostomatidae
Product: formin-2-like
Exons: 8
Coding region: 87-1058 (323 amino acids)
Source: RefSeq, a predicted model, not a curated record
GUCCGAACCCGUGAGGUCAUAGACUGAAGUAUACAGGAAGUAGACUGAGGGAGUCGUCACAGGACAUAUUAUCAACACCUGCCAACAUGGACCCUGCAACCUUCCAUAGCUUGGAAUGUCGGCUCGAAGAUGCAACAUUCUCUAAAGACAAGCUGUCGGUACUGAAUUCCUCCCAGGGGUAUUUCAACGGUCAUCAGGUGGCUCGUGUUCUUACUGCGUUUCCACACGACAGCGACAAACUCAAAGCGCUCCAGGCAAUACAGGGGCGACUGUACCCGAUGACAUGUGCAGAAGCAGCUCAGGUACUGGGGACAUCUUCAUUCUCCAACCACAAGCUGAAGAUGUUGGAGAUCAUCGCUCGCAACAUUAAUGACGUCACUACCGGUGGUCACCAGAUCCAGGAAGCGUUCGACUUCAGCAAUGACAAGAAGAAGGCCAUGGAGAUCCUAAACAGGUACAGCGGCAUGGGUGCAGGUGGAGGAUGUCCAGCAGGUGCACCUGGCGGGUACCCCGGCGCUCCACCAAUCACAGGCCCCUCUGCGCCUUUCGGCUCACCAGCCCUAGGACCGGGCGCGGAUCUCGGCGGCAUGAUGUCAGGGAUGGGAGCCGCCAUGAAGGCUGCGAUGGGCGCGACUGUCCAGGGCGCUAACGCCAUGGCACAGGCCAUGGGAGCGGGCUUUAACCAGGGCAAGGCUGGUUCGGGAGCCCCUCCACCCUAUACAGGACCCUACCAGGGACAACCCACGACAUCCUACCCGGGACAAACGCCGCCUGGCGGUCCCGGAUACCCUUCUUCGCCGGGAGCCAGUUACCCUCCUGCGCCGGGAGCCGGCUAUCCUCCUGCCCCGGGGUCCGGCUAUCCUUCUGCCCCGGGAGCCGGCUACCCUCCUGCCCCUGGGGCCGGCUAUCCUCCCGCCCCGGGGUCCGGCUACCCUCCGGCCCCGGGAUCCGGCUAUCCUCCCGCCCCGGGGUCAGGCUAUCCUCCCGCGGGUGCACCGGGCUAUCCUCCCGCUCCAGGGCCUGGAUACCCUCAACCUGGACAGGGCUACCCUCAGUAGUGCUCAACUGGUUAACAAUAGUUCUGAUGGUUCAACAGUUAUCAAUGGCACUUAUAUGAUAAUCAUGAUAUGACUUUCCUUGUCAUCCCAUUCCCAGUACAAUAAAAUAAUUCUUCUUGACAUUUUUAUCUGUCUGUAUAUGUCGUUGAUUGCCACACAUUGUACCGGUUGCAAUCGUUGUGCAAUAAACUUGACUUGACUUGA